Molecule: messenger RNA, 1369 nt
Organism: Williopsis jadinii
Lineage: Eukaryota; Fungi; Ascomycota; Saccharomycetes; Phaffomycetales; Wickerhamomycetaceae
Gene: SHO1
Product: osmosensor SHO1
Exons: 1
Coding region: 283-1173 (296 amino acids)
Biological process (GO): regulation of actin filament polymerization
Molecular function (GO): protein binding
Source: RefSeq, a predicted model, not a curated record
CCAUAAAACUCCAACUGUCACCGCUCAUUUACUCAGUUUCUUUUGCUGCACACGCCCUUCCACUCUGUCUGCUCUGGUUUAUCAUCAAGAAAGACGGUGUAUUUUCCAUUUCUGUGCCGGUGUGUGUGUCUGUUUGCCUCGGUUUCAUACCAUUUCGACCUAAAACGCGUGCGCGUACGCGUUCAAUCCGGCCCAUAAUACACAAGCUAUACUAUCCCAUUUUACACGUCCAAACGUCCAUUCCUUCUCUCCUGAGCAGUAUAUACACGAGGAUUGGACACGAUGAGCACGCCGGAAUACUCAGCAAGCGCUAAGUCGCGUUUCGACAUCACCAACUUGACCACUGAUCCGUUCGUGGUUGCGACGUGGUCUGUUGCGAUGAUCUCGUGGGUGAUCGCAUUCAUCGGCUCCAUAGUGGCCAACAUUGAGGGGUCGUUUCCAAGGUUCACCUGGUGGGGGCUGGUAUUCCAGCUGUUGAUGCUGGUGUUCCUGCCCGCUGUGUACUGCUUCGAUGUUGUGGAAUGGUACAGGCUGUUCCUCACCUGUGGGUAUUCAAUAGCGUUCAUCUACACGACGAACUCCGCAACGAACUUAGUAUGGUCUGGUGGCUCAGCUACAGGCGCAGCCUCUGCAGGCGUGAUUUUACUGUCGAUGGUUAACCUGAUCUGGGUGUUCUACUACGGGUCUGAUAACGCCUCGCCAAUCAACCAAUGGAUCGAUUCCUUCUCGCUGAGAGGACCAAAACGGUCCUCUGUAAGCCCAUUCCACAGUUCAAGACCAAUCUCUCCUGAUAAGUACUCGAGCUCUGAGAAUGACGAGUUCAAACACUCGAGCUGGAACAAUCAGAGAUACAUGUCUUCUACAGCGCUGAACGGACUGGAAAACGUGAGUCAAGGUGAUACCCUUGAAACCACACCCUUUAACUCGCCAGAUCACGACGGGUUGGGUACGAACAUCACUGCAGGAGGUACGAACAUCACAAUUGAUGAAUUCCCAUACACUGCUAGGGCUUUGUACAACUACCAAAAGAGUCCAGACGAUGAAAAUGAAAUCUCUUUUGAAAAGGACGAAAUACUCAAAGUCAACGAUAUCCAUAGCAGAUGGUGGCAGGCAAAGAGAGCAAACGGUGAAAUUGGUAUCUGUCCAAGCAAUUACGUUGAACUUAUCGAAUAGCUUUGCUUGGAAUGUCUGUGCUUUCUUUUUCUGUGCCAGUGAUGCCUUAUUGUAAUAACCACCUUCCUUUUCCCCCAUCUUCAACACUUUCCUUUGACGUUUUAUUCCAUACAAGUUCAAAUUCUAUGACAAGUUACAAUCUUUAGUUUUUGAGUAAUACAGAUCUCAAUAAAAUGGGGUCCAUCCCAUAUAGAUA